Messenger RNA from Caenorhabditis remanei, 465 nucleotides. RefSeq lists its product as uncharacterized. The transcript has 3 exons. The coding region runs from base 1 to 465 and encodes 154 amino acids. NCBI's taxonomy places the organism in Eukaryota, Metazoa, Nematoda, Chromadorea, Rhabditida, Rhabditidae. The record is from RefSeq and is a predicted model, not a curated record.
AUGGGCCUAGUGCCUUAUAAACCUUCCGCGAAUAGGAUCGCUGGGGCUCCGACGAUCAAGGCGGAGAUUCUAAGAAAAUUCGGUGAAAAUGUUCAAGGAAACUUGUUCAAUCCAGAACGAUUGACAUUCAGGCUUCAGGAGACGUUCAUAGAUUUCGAAGGCUUUCCAAAUCUUGGAGGGAUCGUCGAGAGUCAAGAUGAGCAAGUGACCAAUCGAGGAGUUCAAAACACCCCAAACUUCGAUUUUGGCAAUAUUUGGGUUGAGAUACCGCCGGAGAAUUGGAGGAUUAUGAGGAGGAAGAUGGAAAGGACCAAGACGAUAAGGAUUCUGCCACAGAAGAAAAAAAAGAAGAAAAAGACGAUAAAGAUGUUGAUGGCGAGGACGACGAGGAUUCUGAAAGUGAGAUGGAAGUCGAUGAUGACUUGGAAGAGCAAAAUCAGGAGUUUCGCAACGAUUGGAAUCUAA